AUGCUAAUAGUCAAGAUUGGUUUUCUAGAUCCAAGCAUUUUAAUGACAGCUGGCAUUUCUAAACUGCCUGUUCACGAUGAUCACCAAGGGUAUCCAAGUCAGUUGAAGAAGAUGCGUAUGUCUGGUAUGAGGGGUCUUGAGAGCAAUCAUGGUUUUGCCAGCUUUGAAGAGAACAGUAAUUAUUUCCUUAAAAUCUAUCUUUUCACCCCUCCAGCAGGGGCAAAUUACCCUUUAUUUCCACACCAGGAUGUUGUGCCUUUAACAGAUCUCUGCUCAGGUUUUGUGAGUCCAGCAGCAGGAGCUGAACAGCAGCCCAGUGUUGGAAGAGCUAUUGAAUCCCUGGCAGGCUACAGCGAUAGGGAACCUCACCAGCGUCCCCAUCACAGCCUGACCACAGAGACCUCCUGGAGGAAACCAGCCAGGACAGAAGGGGGAAGUCCAGGAGCUUACAAAGAUGUUCCUUGGGAGUUUUCUUCCAAAAUACAACCUCCAAAAUAAACAGGGGAGAUGUUGGAUGAUCCUGUUUCCCAGUAUUUCACAAAAAGAAGAUACAAUUGCCGACCUAAAAUAAGCCAAGUCAGUGAACAAUUUCUAACUGUUUUUAGAAUUUUGGAGCAUGCAGUGUAUGGUUCAGCUGCCUCCACCAGCUGUCUUAUGAAUAAUGUACAUAUCUUCGAUUUACUUUCUAUCUGCUGUGUUGGUGCAGUAAAUUUUGAAGGCAUUGCUGGUGUAGUCUUAGUCCUACUUAUCCAUGUUCAAACUUUGAAACCUCACUACAAAAGCACUGAACACACUCCAAAUAUUCCUGGAUACACUGGCAAGGUUCAUUGGUCAGCAACUCACCCAGCAAAUUCUAAUCUUCCAUCAACAGCCCCAUCAGUAAUUGCAGGAAUGCAUUAG
Messenger RNA from Onychostruthus taczanowskii (white-rumped snowfinch), 900 nucleotides. It is a transcript of the gene SPMIP7, whose product is annotated as spermatogenesis associated 48. The record is from RefSeq and is a predicted model, not a curated record. NCBI's taxonomy places the organism in Eukaryota, Metazoa, Chordata, Aves, Passeriformes, Passeridae.